AUGCUGCCGCGCGCCCUCCUCCCCCUUCGCCGAACCCUCUUCGCCCGCCCAGCGCUCCGAACAAGCCUCCGCAUCCGCUCAAGACACAUCCACACGCCGACAUGUAGCUGUCUACGCCCAAGCCUUCAAACCCUCCGAACCUACGCGCAAGAAAACACACGGACAAGCGAUCUGGUGUCGCGCUUCAGCGGCUUAAGUGUAAAUGGGCCCCGACAGCAAACGCGCGGCAUGAAGGUGCGCAGCUCGGUGAAGAAAUUAUGCGACGGGUGCAAGAGCGUCAGGAGAAAGAAGGGCCGAUAUGUGUAUAUUAUCUGUAGUAAGAAUCCGAAGCAUAAGCAGAGGCAAGGAUAGGAUGAUUGCGGUGAGAGGUUGAGGAAGUCUGAGAGGGAUGUCAGGCAUGAGAUGGAAGUGCAGUGUAGAGCAAGAUCAGUAGGAUGAUCUGUAUCAUAUGUAUGCAUACCGAGCAUCUAGGGCGUUGGAAGGACUCUUUAUAAUGAAAUGUUAGAUUCUCAGCUACACCACGAUAUUUCGAAGCCAUGGGGAAGAGUUCGAGAAGUAUAGAUUCUGUGGUCGUUUCG
Messenger RNA from Cucurbitaria berberidis CBS 394.84, 578 nucleotides. RefSeq lists its product as uncharacterized. The transcript is spliced from 2 exons. The record is from RefSeq and is a predicted model, not a curated record. Gene Ontology annotation, biological process: translation. Gene Ontology annotation, molecular function: structural constituent of ribosome. Gene Ontology annotation, cellular component: ribosome. The coding region runs from base 1 to 351 and encodes 116 amino acids. Lineage: Eukaryota; Fungi; Ascomycota; Dothideomycetes; Pleosporales; Cucurbitariaceae.